Aspergillus caelatus is the source of this 829-nucleotide messenger RNA. RefSeq lists its product as uncharacterized. The transcript has 2 exons. Bases 20 to 673 code for a protein of 217 amino acids. Lineage: Eukaryota; Fungi; Ascomycota; Eurotiomycetes; Eurotiales; Aspergillaceae. The record is from RefSeq and is a predicted model, not a curated record.
GUAUACCCAAGAUGCACCCAUGGCAGGCGAUGAUAAUAUCCGAUCUGGCUCUACGAGCGAUCCCGACUAUCAUGAUUACGAAGGGCAGACGGUGACGGUUCUCAUUGGCCUUAGCAGAAGAUGUUAUACAAUCUCAAUGUCCUUGCUCGAUAAGUUUCCGAGUCUAUAUUCUCUCUUGAAGACCAAUCCAGCUCCAAAGACACAAGAUACCUUUAAAAGCCUCUCACUGCCUGAUGUGGAUGAGAAUAUUGGGCACACUUUGAUGCAUUACCUUUACACCGGGGAUUUCCAACUUCGAAAAGCAUCAUCUACUAGCGACAUAUCUAAACGACAAGAGUAUUAUAACCAGAGCGUCCUAGCAUACUGUACAGCCUUAAACUACGGGCUAUGCGGGCUGCAAGGUCAGGCGAAGAGAUUUAUAGAAGUGUUCGGCCCAAGUGUUUACAUUCACGACAUUAUUGAUCUGACCAGGCAAGUCUACGGGACAGUUAGAGAUGAUCAAUGGUAUUUCGAGCACCUCACGGCAAGAAUCCAGGCAGCCUUCGAUGCAGAUGAAAGGAUAUUUUUGGAGGAAAAGUUUAUUGAUGGAUUUGAUGAAACUUCACCACUCAACAAGUUUCUUGUAGGGAUCAUGUCACGCGCGUACUACACCAAGUUAUGCUCCCUACGGUAAAACUGUCAGCAACUGGUGAUACAAACCCCGACACACUGUGCGAACCAUAUUACAGUAUUCAUACAGUGGGUAAAGUCUUUUGGGAGUUUACGUGAACAAGAGAAGGCUCUCGGUUGUUAUUCAGUCUCUUCCAAUUCCAAUACACCUCCACUCAGG